AUGGCUGAAAAAACUAAAAAGCUCAAAGCUCCAGUGAAACCUAAGAGGAGUUGGGCAAUCCCUAUUGUAUUAUCAUCACUAGCUACUGUCGGAGCUUCAUAUUAUGUCUAUUAUCUACUAAAUGCACCCCCUGAUAUGCCAAAAGUAAAUCUAGAAGCAUACUGGGGUCAGUAUCCUAUGAACCCAAAACCAGAUCAAUCUAUUAGACCAUUCAAAGUGGAGUUCUCUGAAGUGAUGAUUAAUGAGCUAAGAAAUCUUUUGCUCCAUCGCAGACCUUUUGCACCACCUCUUGAAGAUGUUGGCUUUUCCUAUGGAUUUAACUCGAAUUUCUUAACCAGAGUACUUGAUUACUGGCAAAACAAAUAUAAUUUUGCUGAUAGAGAGAAAUUUUUGAAUAAGUAUAAUCACUACAUUACAAAUAUACAAGGAUUGGAUAUACAUUAUGUCCAUGUAAGGCCAGAUGUGACACAAGAUGUUGAAGUAGUACCAUUACUUCUUCUACAUGGCUGGCCUGGUUCGUUCCGAGAGUUUUAUGAACUAAUUCCAGAGUUAGCACCCAAACAGGAGCACAAUUUUGCUCUAGAACUAAUCAUACCUAGCUUACCAGGUUUUGGAUUUUCUCAGGGACCAGCACGCACAGGCUUAGGGUCAUUGGAGAUGGCGGUAGUUAUGCGAAACUUAAUGGAGCGCAUUGGACACAAAAAGUAUUACAUACAAGGUGGCGACUUUGGCCACAUAAUAGGGUCGAUAAUGGCAACAGUUUUCCCUGAGAAUGUGCUGGGUUUCCAUUCUAACAUGCCAAUGGUGUUCUUCCAUCCAAUGGCAACAUUUUACACACUUUUAGGCUCAAUAAUGCCCAGCCUCAUAGUGGAACCAGAGAUUUAUGAUCGAAUCUACCCUCUUAGUAAACAGAUGUCAUUUUUGCUAGAAGAAACAGGCUAUUCACAUUUGCAGGCCACUAAACCAGACACCGUUGGUAUAGCCCUAACUGACUCACCAGCUGGACUAGCAGCAUAUAUCCUAGAAAAGUAUUCAACUUGGACAAAUCCUAGCAACAAAAGAGCUAGUGAUGGUAAUCUUCUAUCAAAUUUCCUGUUGACGCAUCUCUUGGAUAAUGUCAUGGUAUAUUGGGCUAGCAAUUCCAUAACUACCUCCAUUAGAUUUUAUGUUGAAGCUUUGGGUAGCAGGCAAAUGGGGUACAAGUUGGAUAGGAUACCAACAAAAGUACCCACAUGGGGCAUUAAAUUCAAAUAUGAAAUGUUCACACAACCAGACAUUAUAUUAAAGCUCAAAUAUCAAAACUACUUGCAUACAACAAUCGUAGAUGGAGGCGGCCAUUUUGCUGCCUUUGAAUCUCCGAAGAUAUUAGCCCAGGAUGUGUUGCAAGCUAUUAUUAUGUUUAGGGAAUUUUGGGGUGUCAGCAAAGAAAAUGUUCAAGACUUACCACAACCAGAACCCGACAUGGCUACAUCGGUACAUGAAUUUACUGUACGAGAUAUAUAUGGCAGAACUAUCAAACUAGACAAGUACAAAGGCUAUGUUCUGCUAAUAGUAAAUGUCGCAUCGCAGUGCGGCCUCACAGACAAAAACUAUGAACAACUCAAUGAAUUAUACAAUAAAUAUUCAAAAAGCAGAGAUUUCAGGAUACUAGCCUUCCCGUGUAAUCAAUUUAAUUCUCAGGAACCUGGCACUUCUAAGGACAUAAUAAAAUUUAUGAACAAAAGGAAUAUUGAAUUUGAUGUUUUCCAAAAGAUAGAAGUGAACGGUGAAAAUGCUCAUCCACUGUGGAAGUUCUUGAAGAGAGUUCAAAGUGGAACACUGGGUGAUUUUAUCAAGUGGAACUUUUCAAAGUUCAUCGUAGAUAAGAAUGGAAUUCCUGUAGAACGAUUUGGACCUAAUGUAGACCCGAUAGAUUUGGAGCCACAUUUGGGUAAAUACUGGUAA
This is a messenger RNA of Leptosia nina, 1944 nucleotides long. The record is from the annotation of a GenBank genome assembly. Lineage: Eukaryota; Metazoa; Arthropoda; Insecta; Lepidoptera; Pieridae.